Messenger RNA from Condylura cristata (star-nosed mole), 5369 nucleotides. It is a transcript of the gene FZD8, whose product is annotated as frizzled class receptor 8. Gene Ontology annotation, molecular function: Wnt-protein binding; Wnt receptor activity. Gene Ontology annotation, biological process: canonical Wnt signaling pathway; non-canonical Wnt signaling pathway. The transcript is spliced from 3 exons. NCBI's taxonomy places the organism in Eukaryota, Metazoa, Chordata, Mammalia, Eulipotyphla, Talpidae. Gene Ontology annotation, cellular component: plasma membrane. The record is from RefSeq and is a predicted model, not a curated record. The coding region runs from base 773 to 2158 and encodes 461 amino acids.
AGCCGGGAAGUUGGGUGAAGGGCGCUGCUCCCGCGGAGACGGCGGCGGCUGGGUGCGAUCUGCGCGGCUCAGGUGUGUCUACUCCGCCUUCUAUUCGGAUUUGAUUUUGUGUUUAGCUACGACGGACCUGCCUACACUUUGCCCGAUUGCUGGCCGGAGCGUGGCGCGGACUUUUAUCAGAGGCGGGGCCCGUCAGUCCCAGCGACUGACCGAGCGACCCACGCGCGGAGAAAGAGGGCGGCGGCCUCAGCGAAGGCGGGUCUCUAACUCCCGCGGUGGCAGCGCGGCUUGAGGGGCGGGCAUGAGCCCUCGGGGGCUAAUAGGGGGCCGCAAAGGCUGACCUGGCGCGGGCAGCGGCCUGGCCCAGCCAUCUUGACUGCGCACCGCGGCCCGAAAGGAAACUUGCUACACCACCACCCACUGCGCCCGGCGAAGUCACCGUCUCCAGCGCCGCGCGAAGUGGCUGGACGCACUGGGGAGAAAGCCAGCGAGUGAGGAACGAUGAGCCGCGAGGGCUGAGAUCGGCUAGGAGUUAGCCAGGCAGGCCCUGGCGGGACUGUGGUGCACGACUGCAGCCACCCUUAUCUCCCUGGAGCGGCGGAAGGGAGGUACGGACCGCCACUGCCCAGGCUUGGGACUGCGCAGUGCGGACACUCUCGGAGAAGGUUACCGGUAGCUGGAGACUGAACAACAGGGCUCCCGCUCUCUUGCCGGUUCCCUGGCGCUCUGCGAGUCGCCUGGAGGGCUAGGGCGCGGUGCCGAGGCGCGCAGCAUGGAGUGGAGUUACCUGUUGGAAGUGACCUCGUUGCUGGCAGCCUUGGCGCUGCUGCAGCGCUCCAGCGGUGCGGCGGCCGCCUCGGCCAAGGAGCUGGCAUGCCAGGAGAUCACCGUGCCCCUUUGCAAGGGCAUCGGCUACAACUACACCUACAUGCCCAACCAGUUCAACCACGACACUCAGGAUGAGGCGGGCCUCGAAGUGCACCAGUUCUGGCCGCUGGUGGAGAUCCAGUGCUCGCCAGACCUCAAGUUCUUCCUGUGCAGCAUGUACACGCCCAUCUGCCUGGAGGACUACAAGAAGCCCCUGCCUCCUUGCCGCUCGGUGUGCGAGCGCGCCAAGGCCGGCUGUGCGCCCCUCAUGCGCCAAUACGGUUUCGCGUGGCCGGACCGCAUGCGCUGCGACCGGCUCCCGGAGCAGGGCAACCCUGACACGCUGUGCAUGGACUACAACCGCACGGACUUCACCACGGUGGCGCCCAGCCCUCCGCGCCGCCUGCCUCCACCUCCUCCCGGCGAGCAGCCGCCGUCUGGCAGCGGCCACGGCGCGGGCGCUGGUAGCCCCGGUGGGCGCGGCGAAUAUGAGGAGCUGGGGGCAGUGGAGCAGCACGUGCGCUACGAGACCACCGGCCCGGCUUUGUGUACGGUGGUCUUCCUGCUCGUCUACUUCUUCGGCAUGGCCAGCUCCAUCUGGUGGGUGAUCCUGUCGCUCACGUGGUUCCUGGCCGCGGGCAUGAAGUGGGGCAACGAGGCCAUCGCUGGCUAUUCGCAGUACUUCCACCUGGCCGCGUGGCUUGUGCCCAGCGUCAAGUCUAUCGCGGUGCUGGCGCUCAGCUCGGUAGACGGCGACCCUGUGGCCGGCAUCUGCUACGUGGGCAACCAGAGCCUCGACAACCUGCGCGGCUUCGUGCUGGCCCCGCUCGUUAUCUACCUCUUCAUCGGCACCAUGUUCCUGCUAGCCGGCUUUGUGUCGCUGUUCCGCAUCCGCUCUGUGAUCAAGCAGCAGGGCGGCCCCACCAAGACCCACAAGCUGGAGAAGCUCAUGAUCCGCCUCGGUCUCUUCACCGUGCUCUACACGGUGCCGGCCGCAGUGGUGGUGGCCUGCCUCUUCUACGAGCAGCACAAUCGCCCGCGCUGGGAGGCCACGCACAACUGCCCGUGCUUGCGGGACCUGCAGCCGGACCAGGCGCGCCGGCCGGACUACGCGGUCUUCAUGCUCAAGUACUUCAUGUGUCUGGGGGGCACUGGCGGCCUGGGAGUCAGCGGGGUGCCGGGCGGGGGCGCGGGCUCCCUCUACAGCGACGUCAGCACCGGCCUGACAUGGCGGUCUGGUACGGCCAGCUCCGUGUCUUAUCCUAAGCAGAUGCCAUUGUCCCAGGUUUGAGGGAGGGGAGCGAGCACCCGGAAGGAAUGGGGAGGGGAGCGAGGGAACAAGUGCUGGGAAGGGACACUCGAGAGGCUGAGGUUCCCACCCCUUAACCGUGUUGAUUGCUAUUAGCAUGAUAAUGAACUCUUAAUGGUAUCCAUUAGCUGGGACUUAAAUGACUCGCCUAGAACAAAGUACCUGGCAUUGAAGGCUCCCAGACCCGGCCUCCUUUCCUCCAUUGAUAAGUGAGGCGCCCUUCCCACAAGGCGUUAAUUUCUCUUGGCAGAAGAGGGUGGACUGUGCUGCCCGUCCAGGAUCCCAGGUUUGGAGCCCUCACUGGUUGUCAUUCGCUGAGCGUGAAGCCAGAUCUACACAUUUUUCUCCCUGACUCUCCUAGGUAAAACUUCAACUCCUACCAUCUAGAGGAGCGAUUACCGCCACGAAGGGAUUGCACGGUUUGGGUAUUCUUAAUGACCAGGCAAAUGCCUUAAAUAAACAAACAGAUGUCUUAAUUAUACACCCCUAGUAAAUACGGGUUCCUUCCAUUAGAUGAUGUAUUUAUAUAAUUAUUGUUAAAUUGUAAAAAUGUGUAAAAUAUGUACAUAUUCAAAGAUAUACCGUCUGUACAAUUUUGUAAAAAGUUUAGAGGCCACCCCUGUACAAACAAAUUAUAAGUAAUCUAUUUUGUCAAUAAAAUGACUUUUGAUAAAUGAUUUAAACAUUGCCCCCUCCCCUUGCCUCUUCCAAACUGUUACUUUAAAGUGCUUGGGAAAAAGGACAUUUUUCUGGCUUCUCCACUGUACACCAACUUUAGGCAUGGGGGAAAAAAUACCUGUUGAAUUAUAUUUCUUAAGUAUUUCAUUGUUGAACUGAAGUCAAAAUCGAACAUUUGCACCUACCCAAAAGGUGGUGUUUUUAAUGGUAGCUCUUUUCUGAUCCUGGGCUAGCACCUCUUCCCUCAGUGGCUGGUAAUGGGAUUUGCCAGGCAGUGAUUCCACUCAGGCCUAAUUAUUUAUGUUAUAUAAUGUCACUAAAGACUUCAAACCCCUACAUUCAUUUCUCUUAUUCGUAUUUUUUAAAAACACCUAUUUGACCACUGCUGAAGCGUAGGGACUAAUAUUUUAUUCCACAGAGGACACAGUAUAAGUCACUCAACAAUCUGGUAGAGCUGGUGCUCUGUAAUGGGUUAACAUCUUAAUAACCUUCCAGGCUUGUGUAUAUCAAAUGUGCUGCUUUUCCUAGAGAAAAAGCUAUUGUUCCUCUGUCAAGACUAAGCUAAUUUAUUUGAGCAGAAGGCUGUUGAAUUAGCAGAAGAAUGCUUUGGCAAUUGUUGAACUUUUUACCUGUCUGCCUAGUGGCUCAGCACAUCAUUCCUUUAAGAGGAGCUAAAUGAAUAGGGUUAAUCUGUAGGGAACUUGGUCUUUUGAGUUUGAAAAACUUUGAUCUUUUCUCCUCUCCAAAUGUGCUGUAUAGUCUGAAGUUUCUUUCCCUGCUGCCCCGCUCCUCUUGGUGCAGACCAAUUGGCCACCGCGGAGCCUUAAAGUUCUCCCAUUAAAGGGAUGUGGGACUUUUACUUUAAAAAAGAGAGCUAGUGAGGGAGAGGAAGACUUGUAACAGUUAGUGAAGACCAGAGGCCCAAGUGCACUCAGCCUUUUAAACAGCUUUUCCUGGCAUUGUUAGCCAGCCUGCAGGCAGCUAGGCAUGGGUUGAAGCAUUAUAGAAAAGGGCUCUGAAUGCCCCACAGGUGGUCUGAGCACAUAAUCCCCCAAUUUAAAGCGUUUUCCUUUGCUGGACAAUUGCAUUACAAAACUCCCUUCUUUUUCGCUCCUAAUUGAACCAAUGAACUAUUAUAAACUACAAGUUUUUCUUAAAAAAGAAAGAAAGAAAAAAAAACCCUCACUACCGAAAUUCUAUUGACCAAAUUCUGGCAAAUUUUCUGAACUAGAUCUUUUAAAGCACCGGAAGUAAAAGCUUCAGCAGACAUUUCUCUUUUUUCAGAUAUUUUUUUGCAUGCUUGUUAUCUUCUGACAGAUUAGCAAUAAUUUAAAAGUAAUUGGUAAGGUUGUGUAUUCAUACUGAAAAGAUAGCCCCAGGUCCCUUAUUAACCUGUCAAUCAACAUAAGAAAUGGGCAACUACCCUGCUAAUGAUGGGGGCAUAAAACAUUGUAGGGUGGGAGGGGACCUGUUCUCUGCAUCCUGCUAAAAUGUUUGUUCUCUUUACUUUUCCUAAUAGGAAUAUUUAGUGGCUAAAAAAAAAAAAAUGAAUGAAUUGGAUGGAAACUACUUCUUGACUGAUCUUUCUCACGUAGAGGUUCUUAAGAAGAGUUUCUUGGUAGAAACAUUUUGCAAAUCCUUCCCAGAGUCAUUCUUGGUGUUAAUUGGAUUUUUAAAGUUAGAUGUUCAAUAAGAACACCUACUUUAGAUAUCAUGCUGAUUUUAUUUUUUUUAAGUCAGAGGCAUUGUAAAAUCGCUUAGCAGUUUGAUUCACUUAAGAAUUACUAUUUUGUAACUUCAGUAUCAGUAAGUGGCUACAUCCAACCUAUAUAAUGACUCAUUUAUUGUAAUGUAUGUAAGUCAGCCAUAAACUUUACAUUUUCAGUUAUAAAGGAGAAUUAUAAGGACGGUUCCUGUGGGUCUUCCUCAGUAUGUGAUGGGAGAGAGCUCAAAAUCACUAGCACUGUAACAGUCUUCUCAUUAGUGACACAUUUUCAGCUGUGUGACACAGUGGGAAAUGGUCAAUUGGCCCUGGUGGCCAAUUGGUCUUUUUGAAGCCUUUUUCCUUAAUAAUUCAAUAUAUCGUUGUAAAAUACCAUAUUUGGUAACUAAGAUGGCUAUAAGUGUGCUUGACAUUCAGAGGACUUGUAAUUAUUAUCAACUAAAGACUGAUUUUAGGGACUGAUAUUAAACACAAGUGCUGAUUUUUUUAGUCUUUACAACUAAAACUUGAGUUACAAAGUUGUCAAUAUCUAAAUGGGUCUACUAAUGAAAUAAAAACCCAAAAUUGAUUUUGGAGAUAGAAAAGGGAGAUGGAAAGUUUUCUAUUUGGCCAUUUGCAUUAGAUGAAUGAAUGGAUCCCUUGCCAGAACACCCUUUUUGUACUAUAGAGAUGUGCCCUUAAUUACUAUCUGAAAUGGGUGUUUUGAAAAAUCUUGUCAGAAAUGGGGUUAUUGUGUGGCUAAAAGAUCAAUGUAAAUAAAGUAAUAUGGUUAACACCAUUAGUAAAACCAAA